AUGGAGCCCAGCAACCAGCAGCUCAACAACCAACAGCUUCGCUGGGCCCGGCCCUACCAGCUCCAGCCCCAACAACCCCUUCCAGGAGCCCCAAGCCAGCCAGGAAAGCGCGGCCGCCCUCGUAAAUCCCCUGGAGGAGAAGACGAAGCCCAAAGGCCAGUAAAGAGACCCAAACUCCAGCAACACCACUGGCAACCCGCCCUCAACCGCAUCAUAAACUCUGCCCAAGUCGGCCAGCACAACCCCAUCGACAUCAUGUGCGACCACUGCCGCGCCCGUCCCCACGAGAACCAAGGCUGCAACGUCGACCUCGCCAACCAGAUCGAGUGCCACCGCUGCACCCGACACCGCGCCCUUGUCGACCCGAACCAUAUCUGUAAAGUCCUCGGCAGGGAAUACUGGCAGAAGCGCUUCGCCAACAGCCGGCCGUCGUAUCCCAUCCACGAGACUAGUUCGAGCGUCUGCGCGCGGUGUAAGACGCACCAGGGGAGCGGUCGGCAUGCGUUGUGCGAUAUCGACGACAGGGUCAAGAUUGGGUGUACGCCAUGUAAGAAUGAUAACGCGCUGUGCCGGGUGUACGACGAGCAGAAGGCGAAUGGUGAGAAACCGGACGUGGAUCAGCCGGCGGAGCUUAUGUGGAACCGGCCGGAGGUCGGAGACGGCAGCGUGCCCGAGGGCUGGCGGCCUUGGUGGCGGCAGAUGUGCAUGGGGUGCCAACCAGGCAAAGCCAAGGCGUGUUCUUGGAUCCGGGACUUUCGGCUAAGGGAGUAUAAGUGCACGACGUGUGUCGAGAAGAAUAUCCCCUGCGUAGACCCUUGGACAGGGGACACGUACGAGACGCCGUAUACGUGGGCUCCCGGGCAGGGCGAUAAGAUUGUCUAUGACACGGGAACGAAGAUCCGAGAGGCCAGAGACCGGUGCACCAACUGCCUGGCGAACCAGGCCAUGUGCCGGUCCCUCGCUGACGAGGAAGACUUCGCGUGCGUCCGGUGUACCUCGUGGGGCCUGCUGUGUGAGACACCCGGGAACGGGAGCCGGCACCCGUCGCGGCAGCUGCCUUGGAUCGACAGGAAGAGGGUCGGGUGGUCCGGCUGGACGAAGUGCACGGCCAACGACAAGGGUAUGAAGUUCCGUGGGUGCAGGCGAUGCCGGGAGAACGGUUAUAAGUGCGAUCGCCAGCGGCCGUGUGAUACGUGCGUCAACAACAGGGCGGAGGCGGACUGCGAUUCGUGGGUGUAUAACAAGGAUCUGCUUAGACGCAAAGAGACGAAUGGUGCGGAGCAGCCGGAGUAUUACAUGGCUCUCGGGUACGGUCCCAGGGGUGUUGACGAUGAUCGUAUGUUGUGUCUAGAGGAGAAUCUCGUCGGGCCAAAUCGACCAAAGUAUGCGGUCAUGACGGAUCCUGCUGUUGCUGCUGCUAAUUCUGUCGCCCCGGCUCUUGCCCCGCCGCCUGCUCACGUCACGGUUGGAAAUGCUCCCGUGGCACCGCAGCAGGACCCACGUCAGUUCGGACGUGUCGUCGGCAUCGGACCCGGCGGUGGCGGUAUGGCCCCACCGCCACAGCCUAUGCCGGCAGCCGGGCAACAAGGUUCCGCCGCACCGUUCGCCCCGAUGGACUACUACGACCCGGCCUACCCCUACGGCAACCAGGACCACAUCCGCAGCCAGCAUAACAACAUGAUGUACGGCGACAACAACGCGGCCGCCGUGGCAAACAAGACGGGCGGAGGGUUCUCCAACUGGGUGGGCGGCUACAACGGGAGCGAUAGCCACCAAAAUCCCAAUGCCCAUCCGCCUCCGUUUGAGGGCCAGGCCCAGAACCAGGAUGAUAUCCAGUACAUGGUGGGCAACGGAUAUGAUAUAAACCCAGAGGCUCUGGUCCAAAUGGCAGAGGAACAGCCCGUCCUCUUCCACCCGCAGCUCGAACUCGACCCCGAGCACGAACAAUCUGAAAUCGCCCGCGGUAUCUGCGACUUCAUGGCUCAGCUAGCCCGCGACGGUCGCUUCGUUCCCAUCGAGCUGCGCAACUUCAACCCGCCCGAAGUAGCCGAAACCCCCCUCGCCGCCCGCAUCGGUCCCCCCGCCCUAGCCAUCCUCGAGCUCACAGACGAAGACGCUCUCAAUCCGCCCCGCGAACCACCGGGACCACCAACAUGGAACCCAGCCCCUUACGAACCCCAACUCCGAGCCGCCCUCGCACGAUGGAAACGCCCAGCCAACAACGUCUUCCGCGACAUCCCCGAUGCCUCCCUUCUAAACGUCGACGCCCAGCCCGAUAACCAAACCUGCGCGGAAGUCAAGCCCGGCGCCCCAGGAAACAUCUGCAACGCCCCCGUCCACAACGGUGCCCACUGCGAAAACCUAGAACACGCCGCCGCGCAGCCCAAACCCCACGUCGUCUGCGAUGCCUGCGACCUCACCUCCAAGAAACAUCUCUUCGAGGGCCAGCAGCCCCUAACGCGCAUGGAAGUUCUCAACAUGCGCAACUACGCCUGCGGAGGCUGCGCCAUCACGCACCAGGCCGACGCGCGGUUCGGCGUCAAGGCGGCCAACGGCCAGUGGGAGUGGCCGCUGUACCCCGUCACCGGCUGUCUCUGCGCCGAGAAGCUUCUUGGCCGGCGGCUGUGCUCGCAUCACCGGUACCAGCUCGCGCAGCGGCUCAUGAUCCAGGUGUCGAUGGUGCUCGAGUGGGCGAUUACCAACUUUGGACCGGAUAUGUGUUUGUUUUGUAAGCAGGGCGGCGAUCUCGCCAAGGGUGUCGCGCAGGCGCCGGCGAAUGAGUAUAUGGAUGACCUGUUGUUCGUGUGCCUCAAUUGUGAAGGUAUCGUUGCCGUAACCGACCCGGGCCCAAAGGAGAUUGUUCCGGGCGUGCAGCAGUGGAUGGGCGGAUGUCAUCCAUUCUCCCUCUACUCGGAGCCGUGGUUUCAGACGCCUUUGCCGGACAUCGACUGGGAAGCCUAG
Colletotrichum godetiae is the source of this 2961-nucleotide messenger RNA. RefSeq lists its product as uncharacterized. The transcript has a single exon. Bases 1 to 2961 code for a protein of 986 amino acids. NCBI's taxonomy places the organism in Eukaryota, Fungi, Ascomycota, Sordariomycetes, Glomerellales, Glomerellaceae. The record is from RefSeq and is a predicted model, not a curated record. Gene Ontology annotation, molecular function: zinc ion binding; DNA-binding transcription factor activity, RNA polymerase II-specific. Gene Ontology annotation, biological process: regulation of DNA-templated transcription.